AUGCCUCCCUCUCCCUCCUGGGUCCCUCUUUCCCUACAGAGCACCAGUUCUGAUCCCUCUCCUGCCCUGAGGUGCCCACCCCAGGCCCAGCCCUUUCCCCAGGGCCUGACUGCUUCAGAGAUUGGGGGGAAGGGGACAAAAGAAGGGAGGAGGGCUAGAAUGAUUCUUGUACUGGGGCCUGCAGGAGGGAGGAGCGCUUCCUUGCCUGAGGGCCAGGCCUCUCCCCUUGUUUGCUCUGAGAUAGCCAGUCUCGCUGGGGCCUGGCACCAGGAGGCUGCCCUGUGGGCACUCGCUACCUUCUCCCAGAGCCAGACACCCAGACGGACCAAGAGCCGGCAGGACGCGGCCAUGGCCUGGCUCCAGGGGCCCUUCCUCUGCGGGGCCCUGCUGGGCUGGGUCUGCUUGAGCGCCCCCGGGCUGGCCGUGGAGGUGAAGGUGCCCACCGAGCCCCUGAGCGCGCCGGUGGGCAGGACAGCCGAGCUGACGUGCAGCUACAGCACGUCGGUGGGAGACAACUUCGCCCUGGAGUGGAGCUUCGUGCAGCCUGGGAGGCCCGUCUCCUCGUCCCAACCUAUCCUGUACUUCACCAAUGGCCAGCUGUAUCCAACUGGUUCUAAGGCAGAGAGGGCCAGCCUGCUUCAGAACCCCCCCACAGGAGGAGUGGCCACGCUGAAACUGACCGAUGUCCACCCCUCGGACACUGGAACCUACCUCUGCCAUGUUAACAACCCGCCAGAUUUCUACACCAAUGGGUUGGGGUUAAUCAACCUUACUGUGCUGGUGCCCCCCAAUAGCCCCUCGUGCAGUCAGAGUGGUCAAACCUCCGUGGGGGGCUCUGCUGCAUUGAGAUGCAGCUCUUCCGAGGGAGCCCCCAGGCCAGUGUACAACUGGAUCCGCCUUGGAUCUUCUCCUACACCACCUCCUGGCAGCAUGGUGCAAGAUGAGGUGUCCGGCCGGCUCAUUCUCACCAAUCUCUCCCUGGCUUCCUCGGGCACCUACCGCUGUGUGGCCACCAACCAGAUGGGCAGUGCAUCCUGUGAGCUGACCCUCUCUGUGACUGAGCCUUCCAAAGGCCGAGUGGCCGGGGCUGUGAUCGGGGUGCUGCUGGGCCUGCUCUUCCUGUCAGUUGCUGUGUUCUGCCUGAUAAGGUUCCAGAAAGACAGGAGGAAGAAGCCCAGGGAGACAUACGGGGGGAGUGACCUACGGGAGGAUGCCACCGCACCUGGGAUUUCUGAGCAAACUUCUGUGAGGGCCGAUUCUAACAAUGGGCUCCUGGAGAGGCCCCCAUCUGCCAGCACUGUGACAACCACCAAGUCUAAGCUCCCUAUGGUUAUCUGA
Messenger RNA from Physeter macrocephalus (sperm whale), 1338 nucleotides. RefSeq names its product V-set and immunoglobulin domain containing 2 (gene VSIG2). The transcript has 7 exons. The record is from RefSeq and is a predicted model, not a curated record. Lineage: Eukaryota; Metazoa; Chordata; Mammalia; Artiodactyla; Physeteridae. Bases 1 to 1338 code for a protein of 445 amino acids.